CGCGCCCAUGCUGAGCUGGGUGGCCGUUUUGCUCUGCCGGGUUCCUGCCAGUGAGCUCCGCCUCUUGGGCUGCCUUGGCCCUGGGCUUUUAAUUUACGAGUUCCAAGAGCAACGCGAGUGAGCGUCUACCCGGUUCGACGCAUGCGUAGAUCUCCAUAGCUGACUUAUGGUGACCCUAUCCCGGUGGGGUUUUCAUGCAACAAUGGAUGAACCAUUUCCGGACAGUUCAGAGAAGCUUACUGUCAUCCAUUCAAAAGCCCACAGAGAUACUAUUCUGGCUAACUUUGAAGAUCAGAGAAGAAAAGAUUUUUUGUGUGAUAUCACUUUAAUUGUGGAAAAUGUUCACUUUAGAGCACAUAAAGCUUUACUUGCUGCCAGCAGUGAAUAUUUCUCAAUGAUGUUUGUUGAUGAGGGAGAGAUAGGCCAGUCCAUCUAUAUGCUGGAAGGGAUGGUGGCAGAUGCUUUUGGUGCAUUGUUGGAAUUUAUCUACACAGGCUAUCUACAGGCUAGCGAAAAAAGUACAGAGCAAAUAUUGGCCGCUGCUCAUCUCCUCAAAGUGAAUGACUUAAUAAGGGCAUAUACAGACCAUCAAAAGAGUCACAGUCUGAAUAAUACACUCUCUGCUGUGCCUAACAACGCAGCUGCAGUAGUUGUUUUUGUGGAAGAUCCAAAAAGUGAAACACCACCAAAGCGAAAACGUGGAAGACCAAGAAAAGUGAAGAAUAUCCUGGAGGAAAAGUUGGGCACACCCUCAGCAGAAGAUGCACAGCUGAGAGAGAACAACUCAGUUCAGAAUAAGCAACAUGUUAUGAAAAAGGGUGUUGUCAUAGAAGAAAGAGAUUCUAAUGAGUUGACUGCAGUAGGCAAAGAAGUAGGAGAAACCGAGCAUGCAUGUAGUUCAGAUGCUGCUGUAGCUCUCUCUACUGAAAAAGAUGAGAACUAUGAUCCUAAAUCCCAAAAUAUGCAGGCUGGCCAGAGUCGCUAUAGUAAACGUAGGAUUCGGAGAUCAAUCAAACUAAAAGACUAUAAACUUAUUGGUGAUGAAGAGGGCAGUGGGCUGAAAAAGAGGACUGGCAGAAGAAGGAAACAUACAGGAUCUGAAGUCCAGUGCAAAGAUUGUGGGAAACUCUUUAAAUAUAACCAUUUUUUAGCUAUUCACCAAAGAAGUCAUACAGGGGAACGUCCAUUUAAGUGCAGUGAGUGUGGUAAAGGCUUUUCCCAAAAGCACUCUCUCCAAGUUCACGAGCGAAUGCAUACUGGAGAACGGCCAUACACGUGUACUGUCUGCAAUAAGGCUUUAACAACAAAACAUUCACUUCUGGAACACAUGAGCCUGCAUACAGGUCAGAAGGCUUUUACCUGUGAUCAGUGUGGAAAAUACUUCAGCCAGAAGAGACAACUUAAAAGUCAUUACAGAGUUCACACAGGCCAUUCAUUGCCAGAGUGCAACCAAUGUCAUCGCAAAUUCAUGGAUGCAGCUCAAUUAAAGAAACAUUUAAGAACACAUACAGGUGAAAAACCAUUCACAUGUGAAAUCUGUGGCAAGUCUUUCACAGCAAAAAGCUCUCUUCAGACUCACAUCAGAAUCCACAGAGGAGAAAAACCAUACUCAUGUGGCAUUUGUGGGAAAUCCUUUUCUGAUUCCAGUGCCAAGAGGAGGCACUGCAUCUUACACACUGGCAAAAAGCCUUUCUCUUGUUCGGAGUGCAAUGUGCAGUUUGCACGCUUGGACAAUUUGAAAUCUCAUUUGAAGAUUCACACCAAAGAAAAGCAAUUGCCGGAAGUGAACAGUCCUCCCAACAAUAGUGGCACAGAGGAAGUCAGGAACAUUCUUCAGCUACAGCAGUAUCAGCUGUCCACAGCUGGUGCACAAGAGAUCCAGCUGCUGGUUACAGAUUCAGUGAACAACAUAAAUUUUAUGCCUGGCCAUAACCAAGGUAUUAGCAUUGUCACCACUGAUGGGUCCCAAAAUGUGAUGACGGACCAUUCUGGUAGUCUCACCCUUCUCACCCAGCCACCGCAGCACCUGCAGAACUUGCUUCUUUCCUCCCAGCCAGAACCAGCAGACCAGAUGCAGAGUAUCAAUAUUGUGAGCAAUGAAAUGGAGACUGCCCAGGCUGAGCAAAUGCAUGUCAUCACUCUGUCAAAAGAAGCUCUGGAACAUCUUCAUGCCAAUCAAAGUCCAGCAGAGGUGCUUCAGAUAGCAACAGAGGCAUCACAUCCAGCCCAGCACUUGCAAGUAGCCCAAGAACCCAGUCAGUUCCACAUCAGUCAAGAUACAGUCCUGCCUCCUCAAAUAAGUAAAGAACAGGCCCAAACAGUACAUGUCUCUGAAUCGCCGCAACAGUCCCUGACUGUAGACCAUUCAUCUAAUAAUCAUCAUACUGAAAGGCAGACUUUUUAGAAGGUUGGCUGAUUUGCUUCAUAGGAAUUUAUUUAACAGGAAUGCGUUGAGGUCUUUCAUACCAACUGCAUUGUGUUCGGUCUGUUGACUCUUUAACUUUGGUGACACAGACAGAUGCCUUAUUGUAACUGGAUUGUUUUUUUAAGAACUUGAUUUACUUAACACAGAUAGGAUGGUUUCAUAUGUGGAUUCCAUAUUUGUUUCACCUGAAUCGCAGUGAGUAAUAUUGUGCCCGUGAUCUAUCCAAACCGAUGUGCUUUUACAAUCCUGUUAAUUUUAAUGGGAGAGAGCUCUGUUUAAAGAUGGGAUAGGAUGUAAAAGUGCUUCACUUUGGCUGGAUCUUGUAUAUAUGUUUAACAAAGUUUAAAGUACUUACAUUUAAUUGUUUUUCUCCUUUGUGUUCCUUUUAUGCAAACUAGGGUCAGUGGAGACCCAGAUUAAGCCUAUAUGGCAAAAAACUAGAUUUGGAAUGCCCUUGUGUCUGUAUGAACUAAAAGGAUGUGUGAAAUUUGACCGUUCGUUUCUGAAAGAGUUUUCAUUUUUGCCUCCCCAUACUCUUGGAUAUACUCUUGUUCUGUGAAGCAUCUCAGGUACAUUUUGGAUGGGUCUUUGUGUGUGUGUGUGUGUGUGUGUUUUCUCCUGAAUAAGCAGUUGCACAAACUGAUGCUUAUUACCUUGGCAGGCUAAUCUCUGUGUAUUGACAUUUUACAUGUGCAGAUGCAUGCAGAGUAUUGUCUAUGAUUUCCAUUCAAUUCUGGAACCCUGCCUUAAUGAGUAAAAUAAGGUCCAAGUUGAAAAAGGAAGAAGAGCAAAAGCUGGAUCUGCAAGCAACACAUGCACAUAGACCAUUCUGGAAAAUGACAAUUAAAAGCUCAAUUUUUUAAAAUUGUUUGUGUCAUAGCUUUGGCUUUGCCCAAGAUGUUCCCUGAGCCAGCUGCACAUAAUUAGUUGUGAAGGGGAAUGCACACUGGAAUGUUCAUCCCACAGAGUGCUAAAAGUCAUCUGCACUCAGGUCCACAGGCUUAGGCACCUUCAGUUUCUUCAUUGCGUGCUCUCUACCUACCUAGCAUGCACGAGAGCUUGUAUAUCCAGCUGUCGCGUGUUUAUGCAAAGUAAAUUUGAAAGAAUCAGGCAUAAGGAAGAUUACAGUAAUUGUUUGUACCAGCAUUACAAUAUCCGUUUUGCAAACUGAACUUUGCAAGAUUACUGUGGCAUUCCUAGGUUUAACCAUGGUUAAUAGUUCAGAAUAACACUGACCUGUUGGGAAUUUGUGCUUAAGAGGAGAGGAGGCAAACAACAUGCAGACUUCUUCUAACACUUUAAUGGUAGUUAAAAGCCAGAACUCUGUCACAUCAUAUCUGCACUAGCCCUCUGUAUUAUCUUAUUUUGUUACUUGUGUUAUUCCUGCCCAGAACCCAAUGUGUGCUGUAUGCCUAGAACCACUGCACAGGCACCCCAUUCACCUCCAUGGAGGGUCCGGUUCUGCACACAUACAGAGCUGCCCUUUGACACAAAUAGGAAUCCUUUAUGGGUGGGAGAACUGGGUAUAUGUGUGAAUUCCCUUGAAAAACUGCUGGAUCCCAGCAGCUGCCCUUUUGUUCCUUAUAUGAACUCAUCCUAAUGUAUGCACUGCAAUGGUGAUAGUAUUGGAUGGUUAGAAUACACUGGAGGGACGCAUGGGUUCAUUUAUUGCCUGUACCGUCAGUGUAUUUUAUAACCAUGGCCUAAUAAUUUAAACAUUCUGUGCCUUAGCUUUUACAACUACAAAAUGGAAAUAAGCUGUCAUCGUCUCUGCAAAGCACCUUGAUUGUUCUCACAUGAUAAAAUUCUAGAAAUGUGCAACAUAUUUUUACCAUAAAAUUCAGCUGUUGUUUUCAAAUCAUUAUAUUUUGUUGUAAAAAUAUAUUUUAUUGUUGGUUAAAACGGCAUCAUACAACAUGAUUGAGCUGCUGACAAAGAUACUCUCCAGGAGGGGAAAAAUCCAUAAUUGCAAUAUUUCAGAUUAUACAUUUCAAUCUAUGUCUUAAAAUCUAUGAAAGUAUUUAUUAGGUGACUUGUUAAAACUUAAAUAUAUAUCCCAGAGUUAUUGUGAAUAAUGUUUAGAAUGUUUAUAAAUAUUCAACAAAAAGAGAUAAUACCUAGAAAUUCAGCCUCUACAAAUAAUUUUCCCACAACAUUGUUUCUGCUAUAAAUAUAUCACUAUAUUGAUGAAAGAAAACAAUAGCCAAUUUUACCAGCUGGGCAAUGCUUGAGUACGUGCAGGUGUUUUUUGUAAAAUGAAGUUGUUUUGCCUUAAAAUUAGAGGGUGGGAGAAGCAUGCUUAAAUGUAUCCCAACCACAUGCACCUAGCAUAUUUCUCGGUAGGGUUUUCCUGUAUGCUGCCAACUCCACCUUAGUCAGAAUCUCAUUCCUAGAGAUUUUGGAUCCUCUUCUUCAAUCUUGCUGCUUAUUAAUAACCUACCAGUUGCAUGAUUGACUUGGCCUAUGUAAUAUGUAUGAGAAGCAUGAAUACUCACUUUUCUAGGCAAUAUCAACUUACGCAUAAUGUGCAGGAACAUUAUUUCAGAAAGGAAUUCAUUCUCCAACUAUAAAAAUAUAGCUCAUCUGACUUGUUUCCCCUGGAGUACUGAAUAUCAAUUGAAAAAUAAAACUUCAACUGUCUGAAAAAAUACUGGUUAUGGUAAUGCUAAAAAAAUUAAAGUUAUAUUAAACUGAACU
Molecule: messenger RNA, 5122 nt
Organism: Eublepharis macularius
Lineage: Eukaryota; Metazoa; Chordata; Lepidosauria; Squamata; Eublepharidae
Gene: ZBTB24
Product: zinc finger and BTB domain containing 24
Exons: 8
Coding region: 167-2404 (745 amino acids)
Biological process (GO): regulation of transcription by RNA polymerase II
Cellular component (GO): nucleus
Molecular function (GO): protein binding; RNA polymerase II cis-regulatory region sequence-specific DNA binding; DNA-binding transcription factor activity, RNA polymerase II-specific
Source: RefSeq, a predicted model, not a curated record